AAAAAUGAAAGAAAACUACAAACAAAUAAAGAAACUCGAUUUAAUCUCAGAAAUGGCGAUAGAUCUCUGAGAAGACCGAGGAGGAAGACGAAGAAGAAGAAAGAAGACGAACAAGAUGAUGUCCGGAGGUAACUAUACGACUAUAGAUAACCAAAAUGUUUCAGGAUCUGUGCCCGCUGUUCCGGAUCAGGGACAUUUAACCGUUAAAUUCACUGACUCAAAUCUUCAAACAUUUCCACCAUCUGGAACUCAAGGAAAAAUCUCUGGUGGUUCCCAGCCUCCUCGCGAUGCUGAUGACACAUUUUCAAAACCUAUCUCUGGUUCAUCUGGUUCUGAUGAAUCCCCCAAACAGGGUGGUUGGGUUCGGACCUUCUCAGUGUCUUCCUACAAACAAUAUUUUGAUGUUGAUACUUCAGAUGUCUUAGAGAGGAUCAAAGAUUCACUUUUUCCGUUUAGAGGAACUUUCAAUGAAAGGACAGCUGACACCCCAGAUCUAUACGGACCAUUUUGGAUAUGUACUACCUUGAUAUUUGUGGCUGCUUCUAUUGGAACGUUUGUAACGUACUUGGCCCACAAGUUACAGAAUAAAGAUUGGAACUAUGACAUAAAUGUGGUAACUUGGUCUGCUGGUCUGUUCUAUGGCUAUGUCACCAUUGUUCCUGUUGGACUAUACUUAGUGCUUAAGUACUUCUCGGUGCCUUCCGGCCUUGUGCAGCUCUUAUGUCUCUAUGGCUACUCUUUAUUUGUGUUCAUCCCAGCACUGUGUCUCUCUGUCAUCCCUCUGGAAAUCUUCAGAUGGGUUAUUGCGGGUGUAGCGGGAUUCAUGUCUGCAACAUUUGUGGCACUCAAUCUCCGAGCUCACAUAAAGUCAGCUGGUGAAAGGUGGUUUUUGAUUGUGGCCAGUAUCUUCUUGCUGCAGUUAGCUCUUGCUGUCAUACUCAAACUAUAUCUGUUUACUAUUACUGUAUAAAACUGAACUGCCCCACCCUUGAUAAACAUAUUGUAGAUUACAAAGAAGAAUUCUUUUUUCUUUUUGGAGGGCCAUUGGUUUCCAAUACUUGGCAUGUUUAGUAAACCAUAUCAUUCAUUAAUUGAAAACAGCUUAUAUGUUCUAUAAGAUCAAUGGAUUCUACUAUGUUUAUUACAAGAACAUGUAUGAUUUAUCAA
Momordica charantia (bitter melon) is the source of this 1167-nucleotide messenger RNA. RefSeq names its product Integral membrane Yip1 family protein. Gene Ontology annotation, biological process: vesicle-mediated transport. Gene Ontology annotation, molecular function: small GTPase binding. Gene Ontology annotation, cellular component: membrane; Golgi apparatus. The record is from RefSeq and is a predicted model, not a curated record. NCBI's taxonomy places the organism in Eukaryota, Viridiplantae, Streptophyta, Magnoliopsida, Cucurbitales, Cucurbitaceae.